This is a messenger RNA of Ruditapes philippinarum (Manila clam), 2573 nucleotides long. RefSeq lists its product as uncharacterized. Gene Ontology annotation, cellular component: chromatin; nucleoplasm. NCBI's taxonomy places the organism in Eukaryota, Metazoa, Mollusca, Bivalvia, Venerida, Veneridae. The record is from RefSeq and is a predicted model, not a curated record. Gene Ontology annotation, molecular function: ubiquitin-protein transferase activity; zinc ion binding. Bases 165 to 1892 code for a protein of 575 amino acids. Gene Ontology annotation, biological process: positive regulation of DNA-templated transcription. The transcript has 2 exons.
CGAAAAAAGAAAAUCUGAUAGUAUGUAUAGUAGUGACCUACAUUUCAAAUAAGAUCGAUAAAAAUAUGAGAUUUAACGUGAAAGUCUUUUUUAAUAGAGGAUCACCUGGUUAUUAAAAUUUUCUGAAAGUGCCAACAGGUGUUAAGGACCAUAACUGUUGACAGAUGGCAACAGCAAAAGAGGACGAAGAUACGAUGGCAGAUGCAAAUGAAGACGGAAAUCUGGGCCAAGCAUUAGAGUUCUUUUGUGGUCCUUGUAAGAACAAUGGUGAACAUGAAGUUCCAGUCAGUUAUUGUGAAGAAUGUAAUGAAUAUCUGUGCAAGCAUUGCAACAAAGCCCAUAGAGGAUUGGCUGCUACAAGAAACCAUGUGGUUAAAGAAAAGGAUGGACUCCUUGCACAACCUGUUGUGAAAAACUGUUCAAUAGAAUUUUCUGAAAAAUGUACAGCACAUCCAAGUCAGGUUAUUGUUCAUUACUGUGUAUCACACAAUGAGUUUUGUUGUUCGCAAUGCCUAUAUCUGGGCCACAAAGUCUGCAAAGAUGUCAAAAGUGUCACUGAUUAUUUCAACGAUUUUGACGUGCAUCAAGAAGAGAACAAGUUAAAAUGCAAAAUGCGUACACUUUCUGAUGAAGUUUCCAAAACGAUGAAUAAAGUUCAGAGAAGCAUAAAGGCUAUAGAAAAUCUUCACCAAGGAGCUCAGACACAAAUGCUAGAAACUAAACGCAUGGCUAUUGAUCACAUUGAACACCUAUAUAGUUCACUUAGUAGGAAACUUAAUAAGAUGAGAGAAGAAGACAUGAACAAGAUUGUUCCGUAUAGACACAAAUGCAACGCCAUUUUGUUUGAUAUGAACACAUUGGAAUCUUACUUCAACGAAAAGACUAAGUAUAGUAAGAACCAACUGUGUUUUGCUAUUAAGAAAGCUGAUGCAAAGGUAGACAUAAAUUUCCAUGAACUGGUAGAAGUAGACUGUGGCGAACAUUUGAAUUUUACGAGGUACAAGUUCAUACCUCAGGAAGCCAUAAAAAACCUACCAAGACAAUCAAGCUCUUUCGGAUCACUUAAUAUUCAGAAUAAUGCAAUUAAGUCUGCUGUAAACAUAAAAAGUUUGCACACCAAAGAUGUGAAAGACAGCAAGAACUGCUGCAUUACAGGGCUUGCUUUGAUAGCAGAUAGCAAAAUUGUUCUGACCGACUUUAGCAAUUCAUCCGUGAAGCUUAUUGAUACCCAUGAAGAUAAAGUGAUAUCAAAAUUGAAGGUUGAGUCAGCACCAUGGGAUGUCACUUGUGUGUCCAGCAAUAAAGUAGCUGUUACUGUCCCAGGAAAGAAAAUCAUUGAAUUGUUAACGAUCGACGAAUGUUCAAAGUUUGAACAUGAACAAAGCAUUACAUGUGCAGGCAAGUGCUACGGGAUAACAAAGAGUAAAGACAAACUGUUAGUUAUUGUCAUUGAAAAUAAUGGUAGAGCUAAAUUACAGGGAUACGAAUCAGAUGGUACAAUUCUCUUAUCAGUUAAAAUUAAUGUCGAGAAUCCGAAAUAUGUUGUAUGUGAUGAUGGUCGUUCAAGGAUAUAUAUCUCCGAUAAUUCUGAAUGGCCGGUCAUCUCAGAACUCUCAAGUGAGAACUUCAGAAAAUUAGGCGAAUUGACGUCAUGUAACGAUGGAGUUUUUGGAAUGGAAAUAGACAAUACUGGGAUUUUGUACUAUUGUGAUUCGAACGAUAAUGAAAUAGAUGUAGUCAAAUUAGACGAAAAAGGAGGAAAUGAAAGGAAAAUACAAAGUCUCAUUUCAGAUAUAAAGCCUAAACUUAAUUGUUUAGCAUUCUGUUAUGAGACCAGUCGUCUUUUUGUCGGGUUAGAUGGAAAUGAAAUAAAGGUUUAUGCAGUGUUUUAAAUAUAUGCACUUGUGUUCUGGUUAAAUAGAGAAAAACAGAAUCCAUAAAAACACACCCCAAACGACUAAAUUGAAAAUGUUGCACGAUCGGUUUAAUUGAACCUGUUCAUAGGCGGAAAUGGGAAGUGCUACCUACCGUCCACGCGCCUAGCACCGGCUGAAGCAUUAAAGUUUGAAAUAUUUUUGUGUUAGUAACUAAAAAAGGAGACAAGAGGAUAAAAAUAUGUAGAUUAACGUACGUUCAACGGAUUAGUUAUUUAACAAUUGAAGUCAGUAUACAGUAUGAACAUGUGUUAGUGCAUAUGCAAUUAAAACAAAUUACUUAAUGAGUAAAUAAUGCGUAUACGUUAAAUUAAGGUAUCUCCCUUAUAUAUAUAAGUAAUAUGUAUAUGAAGAAUAACUAUUACUUUCAUGUAAAUAUGCACAUCACAUGCUUAAAUAUAGAAGCAAUUGUAAUUGAAGAAUACACGUACAUGUUUUUACUCGAGGAAUGUAUUUAGUAGAGCUACUGGAAUACAGUUUAACUGAACAUAGGUUCUGUUUUUACACAACAUAUAACAGUAUAACCUGAAUUUCUAAGGGAAAACAUUUAAUACGAAGAAUUAAGAUAAACUUUUCAAGUUUAACAUAGAAAUAUGUAUUAUCUUCCGACUAUUAAGCAAGUGAACAUUAUUUUAUUAC